AACACACUUGUAUGUGCACUGUUGAGAACCCCUUGCGCAAAUAUAUGUACAUAAUUUUUAUCUUCCAAUAUUUUAUGUCUCAACUCUAAAAAGUAAUUGGAAUGAUAAUAAGGAUAGCGAUGCCGAUCCAAAUCCAUGUAAGCUUCAGGCAUAUUGUCCAUGUGCUUCUAGUGAUCUUGCUGUUUAUCGCCGACGUCGACGUCGCCGCUCCCCGCUCAAUCAUCAAUACUCUGACGGACUUCUCCGGCGACCUCCCUUUCAAACUUGAAACGGGGUAUGUGGGCGUGGGAGAUGCGGAGGAUUUGCAGCUUUUCUACUACUUUGUAGAGUCCGAAAGGAGUCCAGAAAAUGAUCCUCUCUUGCUUUGGCUCACCGGAGGCCCGUGUUGCUCCUCAGUCUCUGCCCUUCUUUAUGAAAUCGGUCCACUAUCUUUCGAUUAUUCAAAUUCAAAUACAGAUACUGCACCGCUUAUUUUGAAUCCUUACUCAUGGACAAAGGUAGCUAAUAUAAUAUUCUUAGAUGCUCCUGCUGGUACUGGAUUCUCUUAUUCAAUAAGUUCAGAAGGAUACCCAACUACUGACACCUUAUUCGGAGCACAAGUCUUUGAGUUUAUCAAAAAGUGGCUUGUCAGUCAUCCAAAAUUUAUCAUAAAUCCACUCUACAUUGGUGGAGAUUCUUAUUCAGGCAAAAUCGUUCCCAUCGUUGUACAACAAUUAUCAAACGGAAUUGAAGCUGGAGAUCAGCCGCCAAUAAAUCUUAAAGGAUACAUACUUGGAAACCCUGUGACGGACACAAGAAAGGAACAUUAUGCAUUUUUGGAGUUCGCACAUCGAAUGGGGCUUUUGUCUGAUAGGAUCUACAAGUCAGCGGCAAGAAAUUGCAAAGGAGAAGAUACAGAUGACGUGGAUCCAAAUAAUGUACCAUGCAUUGAGGAUCUCAAAGUUGUGAACGAGUGUAUUGGAGACAUAUUCAAAAAUCAGAUAUUGCUACCUAGACAUUGUCAACCUCCAUUUGGCGAACAAAGGAUAUUACAGAUGGAAAAUAGACAAUCUUCUGAAGACAAUUUCGUAGGAUUUGUCCCCCUUCCUUUUAAAAAUCUAUGUCAGAUAGAAGCAGGACGUUGGCUUACCAAGAAUUGGGGAAACAAAAAAGAAGUCAAAAAGUCUCUGAAAGUUCGGGAGGAAACAAAAACGACAUGGACAAGAUGCAAUCGCAGCAUACCAUACACUUUCGACGUGCAAAGUAGUGUGGUUUAUCAUCGAAACCUCACUAAGAAAUUUCUUCGCGCUCUAAUUUACAGUGGCGAUCAUGACAUGGUGGUUCCUUAUUUUAGCACCAUAGAAUGGAUAGAAUCCUUAGGCUUGGCGAUUGAUUAUGACUGGAGACCAUGGUUUUCUGACCACCAUGAGGUUCUAGGAUACACGAUGAAAUAUACAAAUAAAAAGUACCAGUUAACGUAUGCGACUAUAAAGGGAGGUGGACACACGGCACCUCAGUACUACCCCGAGGAGUGCUUCCGUAUGUUUGAUAGGUGGUUAGCCCACUAUCCUCUGUAGCACGUGCUAAUUUAAGGCUAUGUUCGUUAAAUUGUAUUAUCGUAUUAUGCAGAAGUAACUAUAAAAUUUAUAUUAGAGUUUGUCUUUCUAGCAUUAUCCUAUUCAAGCGACUAGAAGUAAAAUAAACCAAAAAAAGUGACUAUUAAGUAAUUAUGUUUGGUGGACCGCAUUA
Morus notabilis is the source of this 1728-nucleotide messenger RNA. Its product is annotated as serine carboxypeptidase-like 18. The transcript has 14 exons. The record is from RefSeq and is a predicted model, not a curated record. NCBI's taxonomy places the organism in Eukaryota, Viridiplantae, Streptophyta, Magnoliopsida, Rosales, Moraceae. Gene Ontology annotation, molecular function: serine-type carboxypeptidase activity; acyltransferase activity, transferring groups other than amino-acyl groups. Gene Ontology annotation, biological process: proteolysis; secondary metabolic process. The coding region runs from base 102 to 1556 and encodes 484 amino acids.